CCGGCCCCCUUUGUGAGUUGAGGGGCCGAGGGGGGAUGCGGAGCGCGGCGGCGCCGGACGGCAGGGAGCGGGGCCGCCUGGGUUUCGCUUCGGGGCGGGAGAGCGGCAGCGGCAGGGCCGGGCAGCGCCGCUGUCUCCCCCGCACUGAGCGCUCGCUCGCACCGGUAGCAGCACUGACCGCCCGGAGGUACCGAGAGAUGGAUCUCCCCUUAAGUAAAGCUUUGCAAAAACUGGGAAGUGCUGCAUUGGAGCUCUUGAAUUUGGACCACUUCCAGGCCUGACAUCCAGAAACUCAUCCCUAUGGGUGGUAAACAUAAAGAGGCUGGAUGCAAAGGAGGAAGCAUGGUAAAGGCAGCAUCUUUCCAGGAUCCAUGGGCUCUUUGAGAGAUGAUCAGAGGGCGGCCAGAUGAUCUGCACAAGACGCACGCCACUGUUCCUCGUCCGCAAAGGCAGCAUCGCAGCCUUCUCUCCAGCCCUGCGCCGCCCAGCCUGCCCAAUCGCUUCCGGAUGUUCCGCAGCUGCGAGUGGGAGGUCCUGGAGCGGUCCCUCACUAUCCUUCAGGCCAGUGACUUCUACUGGGGCCCCUUGUCCGUGGGGGAGGCUCACGCCAAGCUCCAGCGGGAGCCCGUCGGCACCUACUUGGUGCGGGACAGUUCUCAGGGCAACUGCUUGUUCAGCCUGAGCGUGCGGAUGCCCGCAGGGCCCGUCAGCCUCCGCAUCUCCUUCCAGGAGGGCUAUUUCCGCCUGAAGAAUUGGUUUUCAGACUGCGUGGUCCGGCUGCUGGAGCUGGUGGUGGCGGGAACCCGGAACAACCCCUUGCACUUUGAUGAGAUGGGGGGAACCCCCCUAGUCUUCUCUGAGCCCCUGUGCCGGAGCCGCCGGGCCGUGCCCACGCUGCGAGAGCUCUGUUGCCGGAGCCUGCCCACUGGUGCUGCAGCAGCUGGGGAUGGAGCAGGAAUGGGGGGCUCCAUGGGGAUAUGCCCAAGGGAGGAGGUGUUCUCACCCCUGGGCAGAAGGGGAGGGUCAGAGGGAAGUGUUGUUACCAGCCCCUCUCUGUCCUGGACUGGUAGAUGAUGCUCUGUGUGUGGUGGACAAAGGAGGUGCCAGUUACCUGGCUGUGCUGGUGGGAUGCACGCCGAGCUGGUGAGGCUGGACUGGCUGCUGUAGGGGAGAGCAGGGGGAGCAGGUCUUGAACCUGCUGGCUGUGACAGCUGUGUCCUCAUACAUGCAC
This is a messenger RNA of Dryobates pubescens (Downy woodpecker), 1231 nucleotides long. Its product is annotated as suppressor of cytokine signaling 1. Gene Ontology annotation, molecular function: 1-phosphatidylinositol-3-kinase regulator activity. Gene Ontology annotation, cellular component: phosphatidylinositol 3-kinase complex. The coding region runs from base 388 to 1074 and encodes 228 amino acids. Gene Ontology annotation, biological process: phosphatidylinositol phosphate biosynthetic process. The transcript has 3 exons. The record is from RefSeq and is a predicted model, not a curated record. Lineage: Eukaryota; Metazoa; Chordata; Aves; Piciformes; Picidae.